Molecule: messenger RNA, 2040 nt
Organism: Daucus carota subsp. sativus
Lineage: Eukaryota; Viridiplantae; Streptophyta; Magnoliopsida; Apiales; Apiaceae
Exons: 4
Coding region: 167-1732 (521 amino acids)
Biological process (GO): positive regulation of transcription initiation by RNA polymerase II
Cellular component (GO): nucleus; transcription regulator complex
Molecular function (GO): transcription coactivator activity; DNA binding; zinc ion binding
Source: RefSeq, a predicted model, not a curated record
AAGAAUCGUGCAUAAAUCUUAAACGACUGUUAAUUCAUAACAGAGGGAGUAAUAUCUAAGUAUUAAAUUUUUUAUCGGGAAGAAAAGUGGUUUAACUAUGUGAAACUUUGUAUGUAUCUGCUUACUCCGCGCAGUACUGUUUUGAAGUUUGUGGAAACUGAAAAGAAUGGCAACGGAAGCGGAGCGCACGAAAAUCGAGGAAGCGGUGGUGGAAAUCAUAAGAAACGGCGACCUGGAAACACUGAGUGAGUUUAGUAUCCGAGUUAUGCUCGCCGAGCGACUCAACAUCGACUUUAGCGGCCUGGAAUCGAAGCUUCUAGUACGUCGAAUCGUGGAGUCUUAUUUGCUUUCGUUACCGGAUGAAACAGAAAACGCGGUGGAGGUCGUCAGAGAACAAUCGAAUAAGGCGCCUCAUUGUAUUAGCUAUAACAUUUGUGAGCUGUCGAACAGGAGGAGCGUGUCAGUUAAGAAAUUUCGAGGAGAUACUUUGGUGUGGUUCAGUGAUUUCUAUGAAAAAGAUGGAAACCAGUUUGAUGGAGGGAUUAGUUUGACAGAAAGCCAGUGGUCUGCAUUUAAACAAGGCAUCUCUGCUAUAGAGGAAGCCAUUCUGAAGAUAAACUCGCAAAAAAGAAAGUGUGAGGUAAAAAAAAAGUGCGAGGCAAUAUCUAAUGAAGUCUCGGCUGUUGCUCCUCAAGGGGAAAUUUCUAUUGAAGGGAAAGAGGCUAAUGUAAAUAAUAAAGUCUCUAUUUUUACUCCUGGAGGAGAAAUUUCUACCAAAAGGGAACAUGCAGAAGCAGGUGAAUCUAAUGCAUCAACUGCCUCUGGUCUUGAAGAACAUAUUCCUUCCAUGCGACACCAGAAGCAUACGGAUCCACCUGAUUCAGUCGCUAAUAUCUCUCCUAAUGGGCAAGGGAAGUAUAAUUCAUCUCCCGCCUUUACUCCUCAAAGAAUCAUUCCAAUUCCAAAUACCCGUCUCAGCGGGAGAAACUAUAGUUGCUGGAUGCGUCAGAUUUCAUUUGUCUUGAAUCAAUUGAAAAUCGCAUAUGUGCUCACUCAGCCGUGUCCAGACACUACCCCGCAUGAUGAGGCAUAUAGUGAAAAAGCUGCCCAAGCCAAAGCUGCUGCAAGAAAGUGGGUUGAUGAUGACUAUCUUUGCCGUUUGACCAUCUUGAACUCCUUGUCUGACCAUCUUUACGAUCAGUAUUCAAAGAGAAUGCUUAGCUCUAAAGAACUGUGGGAAGAGCUCAAGUCAUCUUAUGAUGAAGAUUUUAGAACAAAGAUUUCUCAUGUUAGCAGAUAUAUGCAAUAUCAGAUAGUUGACGGGGCCUCAAUUCUUGAACAAGUCCAAGAAUUUCAUGAAAUUGCAGAUGCUAUAAUUGCUUGUGGAAUGAGGAUUGAUGAAAACUUUCAUGUUGGUGCCAUUGUUUCUAAGCUUCCACCAUCGUGGAAAGAAUGUCGGAUGAAGCUGCUGAAAGAGGAUUGGUUACCGUUAAGCAAGUUAAUGUAUACCUUAAGAGCGGAGGAAAAUUCCCGAAAUCAUCACAGCUCAAAUGAGUCGUCCACGUACUCCAGACCUGGAAAUAAGUGUGUUUCUGAAACAAUGAAGAGAAAAAGGCUAUGCUACAUGUGCGGGAAUGAAGGACACAUGUCUAAGAACUGUGGUCUCCGAAAGUGGGUAGAGUCUAGUAAUGGAAGGAACAAUGCCAAUGUACCUGUAAUUGAUGAAGGGUAACAAGAUACUGAAAAAGUAGAGUAUUUCGAUCACUCGGUGCCAACCUCAAUAGAUACAAUUAUGUCAAGUUUCCCUGUUAAUUUUACAAUAAUUUUUGUAUGUCGUUCGGAAAAAAAAGUUUAAAUGAAAAGUAGGGUGAACAUACUGCAGAUUUUGGACAGUAUUUUAGUCUUUGAACGAGAAGGAUUAGGGUUGCCCUGCGAUUCAGAAUAGAUUAUACCUGAAAAAUUACGGGUAGGAUCAAAAUAAGUUUAUCUUAGUAUAUUGAAGUUCAUACAUAUGAAUUUAAAGUGAAUUUUUACAGAUUA